AUGGCCUGCAGUCUCCUUCGUUCUGCGUACUGCCAUCCGUCCAAUAUUUGUCGACAAUGCCUAACACAUUCACCGGCGUAUAAGGGAACUGUCACCUUCCCGCUUGGGCUGUACAUCAACGGCGAGUUUGUGGACCCUGUUGAAGGGGGAACAAUCGAUGUUAUGAAUCCACCCACUGGGAAAUUUAUUACGUCCAUUGCAGCGGGGACAAAGGCAGACAUCGACCUCGCAGCUCGUGCGGCGAAGGCCGCCUUCAAGGCGUCCUGGGGAUUCAAGACGCCUGGCGUGGAGCGCGGUAAGAUGCUCUUCAAGCUCGCGGACCUCGUGGAGCAACGUAUCGACGAAUUUGCUGCUCUUGACACGCUUACCAAUGGAAAGACGUUCAAGACGACAGCCCAUGGCGACUGCACUAGCGCCAUCGCAAUCCUCCGCUACUACGCUGGUUGGGCUGAUAAAAUCACUGGCAAGACUAUCGAAACAAACGAUAACAAAAUGACGUACACGCGGCACGAGCCUAUUGGUGUAGUGGGCCAAAUCAUUCCCUGGAACGUGCCCAUGUACUCUGUCGCGGUCAAAUCUGGACCUGCUCUCGCUACCGGGAACACUGUCGUGCUCAAGCCGUCUGAACUAACGCCACUCUCGGUGCUGCUCUUCUGCACGCUACUCGCUGACGCUGGUUUCCCGCGUGGCGUGGUGAAUGUAGUGAAUGGAUAUGGCCCUACCGCAGGCCAGGCGAUCAGUGAGCACCCGCUCAUCGGCAAGGUUGCCUUCACGGGCAGUACCCUCACUGGACGCAAAAUUAUGGAAGCUGCAGCUAAGAGUAACUUGAAGCCGGUCACGCUCGAGCUCGGUGGGAAGAGUCCAGUCAUGAUCUUCGAGGACGCGGCUUCGAGUACGCGCACCUCGCCAUGUGCGGUGGUAGACGGGCGCGGGCGAGCGCGCCCUGGGCUCGAUCCUGGGGCACGAGCUCGUCCCCAGCGAGCAGACGUGAACACUGGCAUGCAAGCAUCCACAGUUGAUGGAUCGGUGUCCCUUCCUUCUUAUCCCGCAUAUGUUGGACACCGAGUGUGCCAUGCUAUUGCCUUUCUCGGCUCUCUGCACGCUUACUGA
Molecule: messenger RNA, 1110 nt
Organism: Sparassis crispa
Lineage: Eukaryota; Fungi; Basidiomycota; Agaricomycetes; Polyporales; Sparassidaceae
Product: Aldehyde dehydrogenase
Exons: 7
Coding region: 1-1110 (369 amino acids)
Molecular function (GO): aldehyde dehydrogenase (NAD+) activity
Source: RefSeq, a predicted model, not a curated record